CUUUAACAAGAUGUGAAUUUGUUACGGUUAUGAAAGUUUAUCAAUUAUUUUCAGUAUUAUCAUCAGAUAUUAAAGUAAUCAAUUAACCAAAUGACAUAGGAAUGAAGACAACUGGAAUAGAUUGUGGAAAUAAAACAGAUCAAAUCAGUGAUUGGAAUUUAGAAUCAAGUUUAAAUAGUGUAGUCUCACGUGUACCAGGUUCCUUCUGGUGGUUUGAUACAUCGUCGAUAGAAUCUGAUGGAAUAAUCAAAAGAUAUUAUUGGCUUCGAAUUCCUGCCCAUGAACUCUCUUCCAAUUUUCAUCAAAAACAUAAUGUUACUGAUCCUAUAAACAUUCAUUCAACUCGGUUAUUGGCUAGACUAUUACUACUUCAUUAUAAUGAAUCAAUAAAUAUUUCAGGUGUUCAACUUACUCCACAAAAUCCGAAUCAGAUCAUAUGUAUUGAUUGUUAUGUACCCCAGAAUGGAGGACAUUGGAAAGUAAUAUGGAGUGAUUUAAGACGAAACCUUGAAUUAUCCAUUGCAUCAGAUAGGGAACAUUGUGAUGUAUCGAAAAAAUUGAUAUCAGGAAUGCCAGUACAGCUAGGGCCCGGUUUACGACUUAUCGGUUGGGCAUCCGGUCACUCAUAUUCGUCCAAAUCUUGUGAUGAUACAUUACCAGGCUGUGAGACGCACAGCUGGUGCUUUGUAAUGCCUAUAAAUAUAGAUCAUUUGUAUAACGUGACUGUACUGUUAUUAAUACCAGAAAUCAAGGAUGUAAAAAUUAACACGCCUACGCAUCCCUUUCAAUCGACAGGAUUGGGUGGAAGUAUUAAUGAUAUAAACCUAUUAAACACCGACAAAUGUCAACCUUUCACAACAAAACAAUCCAAACUUACACAAAUUAGAGAGUCACAAUUCAGAAAAAAUUCAGACUUAUACAACAACAAUAGUAAUUUUUCUUUUACAUCAAGUCUUUUGGGAUUCGGAUCUAAAUUGGCUAUUAUCACGCAGCCGGAUAAUUAUCAAGGGAAAUUAGAUAUGAGUUCCAUUAGUGUCGAUUCAAUCUGUUCCCUUGAUGCAUUAGAUUAUCGUUGUCGUGUUGGUGAUAAACGAAAAUUCUGUCAAUACACAUACAUUAAAACACAAAGUGGUACCCCAGCCUAUAAAAAUGGAGCUUUUAUCGGUCAGCUAAAAAAUGAGCGUCAAGAAACAAAUCUAGAAUAUGACAAUCAAAAUAAAUUAUUUAAUGAUCAACCAUUCAUUCUAGAUCACAUCAAAGAAAUGAACUUAGAAGGAACACAUUUUGUAUCAUGCAUGAAACAUAAUGUAACCAUAAACUGUGACUCUUCAGUAGUAUCCAAGGCUAAAAAUGAAAAUGGAUUUAAUUCAAAAUGUUAUGCUGAAAUAUAUCCACUUGAAGAAUUGGAAGUUGUAUGCUCAAAACAAACUAUUUCUCCUUUUUAUUUAACUAAAUGUCAAAAAUCUCAAAGUAUAUCAAAUGUAAAUCAUAAUCAAAGUGGUUCAGAUCAAUCAGCAUUGUAUACAACGAAUUCAGAUUUAGCAAUCAGUAUAAGUGAAACAGAUCAAUUCAAUAGUCAAUCAUUAUUAAUUGAUGUUAAACAACAAACAAUGUCAAAAACAUUCACAACUUAUUCUAUAUUUUCAAAUCCAACUGAAGAAUAUGAAAAUCGAACAAAUUUAUUAAAUAAACUACUUGGAGAAUUAAAUUUAUUAUCACAAAUCAUUUUAAAUUUAGAUAGUAAUAAUAAUUAUUAUAAUGAGUCAUUAUGUAAUUAUGAUAUUCAUGAAUUAUGCAAAUGUAUCUUACAAGAUUUAACUGAAUUACAUAAUGAUGAAGAAGAUGAAGAAGAUAUUUGUGAUCAUGAAUUCAUGUUACCAUCAUCCCGAUUGCCAACAACACAGCAUAAAGAGCAAAUAAAUAUGAUUUCAACGAUGGAUACUGAUGCUAACAAUAUGACUAGUAAACAGAAUACUAAUGAUCUAUCAGCUAUAUGCGUUCCUUUACCAGAUACUUGUCGAGUAAAACCACCUGUUCCAUUGUUGGUUUUCUAUUUUGAAAUUUUAUCAGAGCUUAUGGAGUUGAAAGAUUAUGAAAGUAAAUGUUCAGAAGAUGAUCAAAACGAUUUAUCUAGUCUAAUGGAUAUUUCAGCUGGAAUUUUGCGUCUUUUAGAUGUAGAUACUACUAAUAGUAAGAAUGAAAGUAAAAAAUAUCAUCAAGACAGUACAGUGAAUCUUUCAACUUAUAAAAACUGUGAUGUUGCUUUGCAUACUUUAAUACAAUUACAAGAUGCUUGGAUAGCAGCCCCAGUACUAAUCGAAAUGUUGAAUACACUAAAUAUUAAUGAAUCAAAUGAUGAUACAAUAAAUAAUUCUAAAGAAUUUUAUGAAACAAUCCAACUUUAUUUAACACGUAUUCAAUCUGCAUUGAAUGUACAAAGGCAUGAAUUAAAAACACUAAUAUCAAAUGAUUUAUGCUUAAUUCUAGACAAACCUGUAAUAUCAUUUUCAAAAGAAAAUACAGUUGAAAAUUUUGAAUAUUUGUGUGGACUUGUAGUCGACAGUUCACUUACUGAUGAAUUGGAGUCAGAAAAACAAUUAUUUCUUUCAAUUCAAUGUAACUCGAAUGAAUUGUUUGAAAAAAUUCUUCAAUCGUUAGAACAACUUCCCCUUCCUCUGGUUGGUUUAUGGAAACAAAGGAAAAAGUUAUGUACUUCCAACUAUUCCAGUAGAAAUGAGAAACAAGAUGAAGUAGAUAACAAUAAGAAAUCAUUCUUGGGUAUAACCGAUGGUGAUAAUAAUGAUGAUGAUGAUAAUGAUCACAAAUGGGAACAAUUUUAUGGAUUCAAUAAAUUAUAUUUAAAAUGUCUCACAACAUAUUUAAAUGAAGUGAAAUGUUUCGUUACUACGGUCAGUGAUGCAACACCGUCACAAUCACAGUCAAUUACAAUAGUAAAAAACGACAGUGUUCAUACUAAUUCUAUUAGUCAGUCUUUUAAUUAUCCUACCAUGCAUUUAUCACUGUUGAAUAAUUGUAAUUUAUUGAACACUAGCUGGCAACAAGAACAAAUAAAUAACAUUGAUAAAGAACGUGAAAUUUUACAGGAAAAUUUCAAUGAACUGAGGGUUCUAGCCGAUUUUCUUCACGUCUUAUCAUCAUCAUCUUCAUCGUCCCUAUCAUCUAGUCAUUCUUCUGUAAUAAAGACAUUUAAACAACAAAAAAUCUGGGAAGAAUUAAUCAAUGAAAUGAGAUCCACUUCAUCACGUGCAUUUGAACAGUAUACUUGUCUUGGGUUUUUAAAACAGAUUAUACGUAGACCCGGUGGAUUAUGGGAUUCGUCUAAUUCUUUAAUAGAACUAUUCAAUCAGUUAGAAAAUGCUUCUCAAUCACAUAGUUGGACAGAAUUGGAAUUGUAUAAUUUUGAACUUUCUAUUCGUCAUUUAAGUCAUCAAAUUUGGAUUGAAUUAACUGCAAUUGAUAAUUUAUCAAAUGAAUACUUUAAUAAAACUGAAAAUAUUGGUAUAACUGAUUGGUUGGAAGCAUGGAUUUAUCGUUUACAAGAGAUAUAUCGGCUAGUGAUUAAUCAAUGGACUGAGAAAAUGCAUCAAUACCGUAACAAUGUACAAAUUCAUACAAUUAAUGAUUGGUGUGAUUAUGUUUCAAAUUGUAUUGGUGAAUGUAAAGUGUUACAUAAUCUAAUUCCUAAUUCGGGAUCUUCACCUUCUCAGAAUAACCAACAAUCAAAAAAAUACCAAUUUUUAGACAAAGAAUUUCAUUUUGCUAUACUUUGGUCUUUAUUAUGUGAUGCAGAUAUAAUUCAAGAGAAGUGUAAUGUCCAACUAGAAACAUCAUCCUCUUUGACUAGUAAACAAUUCACUCAAACAUUACAAGAAUUGAAACGAUAUUUAAACAUAUACAUUGAAAAGUUUAUUGUGUCAUCCAUGGAUAAUGCCAAGUCUACGCUACAUGAUUCUAAUCAUAACCUAAUUACACUACUUUUAAAACAAUUGGAAUACAGUUUACACUAUAUUCCUGAUCACUAUCGUGUAUUUUCCUUAGAAUUAAUUGAUAACACAUUUAACAUUUCACAUCAAUCUGAUCAAUUACGUGUCAUGUUACAACAGUUAAAGCAUUUACGUAAUUUAUGCGAACGUAAUUAUCUACUAUGUAACCAAUCCUUAAGUCUUUUGCAUAAAAUAAGCUUUUCUAAUUUAAACCAAUAUGAAUCGAAUGCUGUGAAAGAUAUGCUUCGAUUGUUAACUACAUGGAGUUAUGGUUAUUUUGUUAUUCAUCAAUCGUUAGAACGGGUUAUUCGUGCUGGAGGUGUUACUGAAUCUGAAAGAUAUCCAUUGAGAGCAUUAAUAACAACUGAAUUACGUUCAGAAGCAACUCAAAUGUUAAAACAGAAACAAGCAUUUAUAGAAGCAGUACAUUUUGGUUUAGAAACAAUUACAUUACAAACAAAAUCAUUAUCUAAUAAAUUACAUGAAUAUGAUUCAAAUUCAAAAUUGGCAAACAUUAAAAUUCAAUGUGAAAAUUUAUUUGAACAAUUAAAACAUCUUUAUUAUAAAAUAUUAGAAGAUGAUAGAUUGAAAAUAACGAAUAGAGCUGAAAUACCUGAUCAUGAUUUAAAUUGUAUAGUGAUAGCUCGAAAAAAUCAAUUAAUGGAAUUGAUGGAAUUCUGUCGAAAAAUAGAUCAAAUUAAUUGGAUUAAUUCUUGGGAAGGUUUAUUAGAAUAUACUAAUGAAUUAACUAGUGAACGAGGAUAUUCUAAACUAUGGAUUAUAUAUUUUCUUCAACAAUUUCAAGUAUUCUCAUCAAAAAUUAAUUUAGAUGAAAUAUUUUUAUGUCAAAUAAAUCAAAUGGAAGAGAUUAUACAUGAUUGGUCAGACUGGCUCAAGAAGUAUAUUUGGCCAUUACCAUUUCCUUAUCCAAAGAAUUAUUCAUGGACUCCAAUUAUAAUGUCUAUUCAUCCUUCUAUAAAUAUGAAAUCUCGUCAUAUUGAAUAUGAAAAAUCACUUAAAAUGGACUGUCAAAAUGCAGCAUUAAAAUUUAGUCAUAAAUUUAUGAAUUUAUCAAAUUUCUAUUAUAAUCAUAUUAAAAAUAAAUCUUUAAUUAAGAAUAAAGAAAUUGAUGAAAAUUACAAUGGGAUUUAUAAUAAUUUACAAGAGAAUAAAUUGGACUAUUCUGUGGAAUUAUUAGAUGUGAAUUAUCCAAAUGAAUUUUUACAAGAAAUUCAUCAUCUAUACAAAUUAACAUUAUCAUCAGCAUCAUCACCACUGUCAUCAUCAUCAGCAGCAUCACUGUCAUCAUCAUCAAAUGGAAUAUCAUCAACAUUUAUUAGAUCUACAUUUACAAAUGAACAAGUGAUUUGUCAAUGUGAUAUUUUACAAUCUACAAUUAUUAAUCGUCUACUUGAAAUUCAAUCUUGUCUCGUGUAUGGUAAUCAACUUACUUUGAUGAUGAUUGAACAAAUAAUGUUUGAUUUAUUCGAGAUACAAUUACCUAAUCAAAGUAUUCUAGAAGGUGAUUCAAAAUCUCAUAAAUUAUGGAUGAAUAUUUAUUCUGAUUGUAUGAAAUAUUUACGAAAUGGUUUUACAAAAUCUUUAUGUGCUUUACUUACAAGUGAUUCAAAAUCAAAUGCACUUAAUAAUUUACAAUUUGUCAAUGAAUUCGAUAUUCCAGGCAGCCAAAGUUUCAGUAAACGUUGGCAAAAGAAACUACAAAUAGACAAGUUAGAACAAAAUACAUCAGAAUCAGAGAAACAAUUUCCAUUCUUUAUACACUUGAUUAUUUUAUACAAUUUAUAUGAUACAUGGCAGAGUAUUGUCAAGAUUGCCGGAACAAUUAUAACUUCUAAAGAAUCCACUGUAUAUAAUCCUGUACUUUUACAAUGGAUAUUAACUACACGUCCUAAAUUUGUUGAAGCUAUCCUUACUUAUCCAAUAAUUCAAUUAUCACAUAAUUAUCAAUGUAGUCAGUGUUUAUGUAAAUCAAUACUUGAUACCUUCUUAUCUAUCGAUGAAGUCCAAUUGAAUAAUUUAUUUAGAGAGUUUUCAAGUCAAUACGGUUGUAUUGAUUAUUUACUUUUAGAGUCUGUGCAUAAUCUAAAUGAUCGGAUCACAUUGUGUAUACAGAAAAUUGAUGCCUAUCAUUUACAGUUGAGAAAUAUCGCGAAAUUGAAGCUUCCUAAUGGUCAAGAUACAGGACUCACCAAUAAUCUAUUGAAAAAUUUUGAUCAUGUGAAUUUGGCUGAUUCAAAUACUUUAACUUUACGUCAUGCUUUAUCUCAUUGGAGUGGAGUUCUCAUUAAGAAACUUGCCAAUGGUCAUAAUUUUAAACGACGUUUAACUUAUUGCUCAGAGAAACUACACUCUUUACUGCUUAAUCUAAAAUCUGCUAAAGCAAUGGAAACAGACGAUUAUGUAGAGAUUGAGAAACGUUUAUUUCAUUUACAAGUAAUCAUGGAUCAACUUAAUAAAUUAUUAAAUGAUCUACAAACCAUUCCAUUUCAAGCAUCCAUUAAUUAUUCAAUAGAUUUUAUUCAUCUUAUCAAUCAACUAUUAAUAAUACGGCAACAAAAUCUAGUUCAACAUAUUUUAACCAAACGUUUAAACUAUUAUUUAUCAAAAUUACAUAAUGAUUCAACAAUUUGUCGGCGUCUUUUACAUUUAUGUCAACUUGGUACAACAGAUUGUAAACAAAUUAUUGAAGAGUUAAUUUGUAUAUUAAAUUUUACAGGAUUACCAAAUUCAUCUAAUAUUGAUGAUAAUGAUAAUGAUAAAUCUAAAGAUUUUCAAUAUAUAGAGAAACCACUUUUUAGAAUGCAUGUCAAAUCACCAGGACCGGGUGGUUUUGAACAGUUAUUUUGUAAACUUUCUAUGGUUGAUAAAUAUUGUACUGAAGCUCAAGGAUAUCUUCGUCAAUCAGAUUCAUUAUUCCCUUUAAAAUCUAUAUCAUCUUACAAUGAUAAUAAACAAAUGAUUGAUUCUGAAGGAUCAGAAAAUUUUCUUAAUGAAUUAACUAAUGAACUUGUUACGUGUAUAUUAUCGACUUCAGUAGUGAAAAGAAAAAUUAAAUGUUUAAUUGAAAAGUCCGAAAAAUUAAGAAAUGUACUAUCCGCAUUUGAAGAUAAUGCAAAUGAAAUGAAUGCCUUUCGAGAUCAAUUAUGUAUAGCUGUACCACAAUUAACAGGAUAUCAUUUAUCUAAUUUAAUAAAAGCUGUAGAUCAUUUGGAAAUAUUAGCUAGUAGAAAUUUAAAUGAAUCAUAUUGUCCAACUGAUCCUGUUGAAAAAAGACAUCCAGAGUUAGGUGGAUAUUUAAAGCAUGCUGGUCAACGUUUAAUGGAAUUGGAAACUUGUUUAGAACAUAGUCGUGAAGCUGCCAGUAUUCUUAUCUAUUUUGAAUAUGAAUCUCAAUUUUGGUCGACAUCACUAACAUCAUUAACAAGUAAAAAUAACUCCAAUCAUGAAGCUUUACAUAAACGUGGUCUUCUUUUACAGUCUAAAUUUAAAAAUUCUCCAAUAGCUAUUAAACUUCACACAGCAUGGGUGAAAUUAACACAAUUAGGUGACCGUCUUGGCCGAAUACAAGCUGGGUUACCUGUUCGUCCAUCUGAGACAAAUGGAGUAGAGCAUUGGCAUCAUUUAACUCCAACACAAACUCAAUCACAUCUUUCAACUGAACUCCGAACAAAAUUAAUGAAAAGUGAAACGAAAAGAAUUUCUAAAUGCAAAAAAGAUGAUUCGGACGUAUUAACAACAGAAUUUCCUUACGUUAGUGCUGAUAUGUUACGUCGCAAACAAACUAAUCUAAGAGAUGCAUUAGGAUCACAUAUGUGCGUUCAUCCUGAUUGCAAAAUUUCAACAGGGGAAUGCUUAUCACCUCAUACUCAACACAAUGAAAGUCAGUUAAACAUUCAGAAUAAAAUUGAGUGGAUAUUCAAGAAGUUGAUAAACCUACAUACUUAUCUACAAAAUGAUUACAAUGAAGCCCUUAAUCGUGAAGAGUUUCAACGACAAAGUGAUUCAAUUUCAAAGUCUGAAUUAUGCGAUAUGGUUAAGUAUGCACGUCGGUUACGCUGGCAUAAGUCAAAUAGUUUGCAGUCAGAGUAUCAAGAACUGAGAAAUCUUAUUAACGAUUUAGUAAAAUCUAAAUAUCCUAAGAUUGCCAUUAUUCAAGAAUAUUUUCAGUCCUUAGAAGAGUUAUGGUUUGGUGUGGAGAAAUCCCAAGAAAAUUUAAAUAGCUGUACAGACGAGGCUAGGUCGUAUUCAAGAUUAUCGAUUCCACAAAAUAAACCUGAACAAUUUUCAAUCAAAUCUAUCAAUUCAGAGAUACAAGGUAAUAAUAUUCAUUCGAAACAGUAUAUCCGUACUGAUGCUUCCUCUCAUCAUCAAUCUAUGUCUUCACACUCUACAACUUUAACGAGUAUUCCAAACAGUUAUAAUUCUAUGUCACAAGGCUAUACAACUCCUCUUAUUCAAGACAUGAACGAUAAACCUUCAAAUAAUGAUCGACACUUAGUUGAAAAACAAACGAAUAAUUCAUAUGAUGAUGAAUGCUGUGAUUGGACAUGGCGUGAAAUGACAACACAUGGAUUAGACCCACAACCACUUGUGUUUCCCUCCUCUGCAAAUGCAAAUCCGAGCUAUGAAAGUGUAAAUCGAAUAAAAACAUAUGAUCCUACUAAUACAGUUGAUUUACAAUUAAAAAAUGAAACUGAUAAAUUUUCUGAUGAUUUUAUUAAUAGAAUGAUUAGUGAAUUAUCUUCAACUACUUCGUCAUUUCAAAAGAUUUCAUCGAAUAUAAAUGGAAAUAGUUCAGAAAUUUUAUCUAUUGAAGAAAAGAAUACCUUAUCUGUAGACAACAAAACCCCUUCGAAUAUACACAAUCAUGAAAUAAAACUUCUACCAAACAAUAAUUCAGAUAGUAGUAAUCAAUUACCGGAAGUUAUUUCUCCUAAUUUCAAUCAUAGAAAUUCGGUUUUACAAUUUAAUAAACUUUCUAUCGAAGUCCCAUUAUUAUCAAACAAUGUCGAAAGAGAUUUUGAAAUUAAAUCUCACCCUCUGGAAAUUCAUUCUCAUAGUGAACUAACAAACUCGAUGACUGAUGAUACUCAUAAAAACUCAUGUACAUCUACUUUAACUAUGAAUUCAAAGCUUGAAUAUAAUGUACCGAAUAGGUUAGAAGCUUCUUAUAAACCUGAUAAAUUAGUGCCUUCAAAUAAUCAAAUAUCAUAUUCGAUCAUUGAUUAUGUUAAAUUAAAACCAAUAAAUAUCUGUGUUGAUGACAAAACAUCAAAAGGACUAAUUCCUAACAAUAAUAAUAAUCAAGUUCUUUUGAAUACUCAAGCUGGAGAUUCAUUAAUUGAAAAUACUAGUAAUGAAAAAAACGAAGACGUAAUCAAUAGAUUCUCACCUAAUACAACAUUGGAUUCAAAUCCAAGAUAUGAAUCUACUAGAAAUAAUUCUACUUUAUCGAAUAGACAAUUACAAACUUCUUUAUCAAAUAUAACUUCAACUACAAUAUCUAACAUUGAUAAACAGUCAGAAUUUCAUGAUGUUAACGUUAAUGGUUCAAUUUUCUCAACUUCAGUCAAAACAACAACAGCGACAACAAUUAGCAUUAAUUUAACUGAGCAUAAAUUGAAAUCUGACCAAAAGGAGAUUAAUACAGAGACAAUGGAAAGUUGUCUACCAACUUCAUUAUACAGAACAGAUCAAUCAUCGGAAUCUUUAUUCUCUAUACCACAAACAUCGUCAAUACCAAAUUGUCUUCAUCCUACUUUUUCUACUGUGAAAAAUCUCAAUAUGAGAAAAACAUUUAACGAAAUCUACCAGUGUCGUCAUCUUGGUUCAUCUUCCAGUUUUCAUGAAGGUAACAAUGUUAUUGAUAGUAACAAUAAUAUCAACUCAAUGUGUGGUUUAUGCGAUCACAUGAGUAAUUUACAUACACUUAUUUCUAAUCUACAAUCACAUUUAUUAUCGAAUCGACAAAAUCGACUAUCCAAUCUGUUACCUAUCGAUGUACAAUCAUUCACAUUAACAUCAUCAUCAAUUUCAUCUUUAUCCACCUAUUGGUCACCUAUAAUUAAAGAAUAUUUAUCAAUUCUAUGUGAAAUUAAAUCAGAACUUGAUUCAUUCCAGCCAUUAGUUUCUAUUACGGUAUAUAAAACUAUUUAUUUACCAGUAUAUAAAUCAAUGAUUGAUUUGCUAAAUUUAUGGAAUUGUAGAUUACAUGAUUUUCUAUGUCUACGUUCAUCAAACUCCUCUAAAUCCGGUGUUGAUAUAUCACAAACACGUUGGCUUACACUAUUUAUCAGCCUUAUACAACACAAUGAAAUUCAAGUGGAGCAUUUGAAAUCAUUAUUCACAGGUUUACUGCAUGAUAUUGAAAAUGAAGAUAAUGAGUCAAUGAAAAGUGAUUUAAAUAUUGAUAAUAAUGAUGAUAAGAGUUUCUAUUUAUCACGAACAAUCCAAGAUGAAGAUAAUUCAUCCUAUAUUCGAAGAGAUUCAAAUGUAAGGUUGAAUAAAUCAUCUAGAAAUGAAUAUUUAAAUGACCUGAAGACUAGAUUAUUUUCGUGUGAUUUUGAUGAUCAACAUACUGUGCAACUGUCACUACAGCAACCGGCAUCAUUAAAGCCACUGAUUACUUUUCCAAAUGAAAAAAUGAAUCAUUCAUUCCAGACUCAAAUAACGAAAAUAGACAGUGUGCAUAAACCAUCCACUGUUGUUACUACGACUAGCAUCCAUGAAAAAACAUAUAAAGAUAAAGAACAAACAGAUGGACAAUUAAGUAAUUUCGAUCAAAUGUCAUUUGAACAAUAUUUGUGUAAUUUGCCUCAGAAUAUUACAGGUAAAGUAGUUAGUAGUAUAAGUUCAACUGAUAAAACGUUUACUCAGGAAACUACUCGUACGACGAAAGUUUCUGAAUUUAAAGAAGAUAUUCCUCCAACUAAUCAAAUAACAACACGAAAAGAUAGAAUUAAGAAGACUAGAAAACGUAAGUUAGGAGAUGAAGAGUUUUCGGAGAAGUAUGAUAAUGGUGAUGUCAAUCGUAAAGACACUUGCAAUAAUAAUAUUGUGAAUAACAAACCCUGUGCUUUAACAUACUUACCGAGAAUGAUAGAUAACACACUUUUAGGUGAUCAAAUGUUAAAAAACGAUAUAGAUAUUGAUGGAGUCAACCAUUCUGAUGAGCAACUAAACCUAUCACUAUAUUCUAGUUCUUCAGUUCCAAACAGAACAAGGUCGUGUAAUGCUAGUCAGAUUCUCGUACAAGAAUCUGAUGAAGUAAAAAAUUAUGUAAUUCAAAACAAUAAAGUAAUGCUGAGUAAUAACUUAUGCUGGUCUUCAAGCGAAGAUAAUCGGAUGACUAGUUUAGGCAAUGAAUCAACAGAAACAAAUGACCUGACUAACAUCAAUGAUACAGUGAAGCAUGGCGGUGAUCUGGAAGCAAUACUCAAAUCAGAUGAGAUGAUCAGUCACCCAAACAAAUCAGAUAACUCAUCACCAUGCGUUACUUUACAGUUAAAUAAUCCAAUAUCAGUAACAGACUCAAACGCAGUAACUAAUCAAUGUGACAGACAUUCUGUCGAUGGUAACUUGAAAAGUUCUCAUCAUAAUGAUAAGCAAAUGCCUAUACGUGUUGCUUUACCAGAUACAAGAUUGUUGAAAGAAAAUGAUAAAAGUUAUCCUCAUAUUACCUGCAAUACUUCAUUUAGUCCCGAAGAAACUCCACCUGUUGUCGAGGUGUGCACUGCAUUAAAAUCUGAACAAGAUGCACAAACAAAUAAAACAAACAAGCAAAUUUGUACGGAUAAUCCAACUAGCAUAAGUUUGGAAUCAGCGAAAUUAUUAGUUAAAAGUAACACAAAUCGAGAUCGGAAUAUUGAAACUAGUCAUUCUUCAAAAUUUACUGAAAACACAGAAAAUAACAAUGAUAAAGCGGAAAAUGAUAGUGAGGAAAUAAGUGAUAACAUAUCGAGAGACAAGCAUCAUUUUCCCCCUAUGGAUUUUGUUCAACACGAUAAAUCCAAUAAAGAUUAUGAAUGUCUAUCAUCGAGUGUCUCUAAAACGACCAAAGAUGGAAUUCGUUCAUAUCAGUUAAAAGAUGGCAUCCCAAUGUCCAAAGUUAAUCCACCACAGUCGGAUACAGAUGCGUUUGUGAAAACAACUAUCAAGAUUAUCAGUAAUAAUACUGAUAAUAGUGUGAGUUCACCAUCUUCACUCACAUCUAAUUUAAAUAAACCAAUAAACGAUCCGCAUAAAUUUACAACGGCUAACAAGAAGUUACGUAAAGCAAACCGGAAGGCUGCAAAUAAUCAUCGAAUUAAACGUGUAAUGACUGGCAACCUGAAAAAACCCACAGAAAUAAAUGGAUCCACCGAAGAUUUUCCAAUAAGUCAACCUGAGAGUUUCAAUAACAAACAAUCGAAUAUAUCUGUACAAUCUGAGCGGCGUUCCAAACUAGAUAAUGAUUCAACGUCACAUUCUCCAUCUACACAAGAAAUAUUGACUACAGAAAUCCCGACAACAAUAUCAUUAAAACCUGGUUUAUUUGAAAAAUAUCAAAUAAGGUCUGGCCAUAACAAAACUCAACCAGAUUAUACUGAUCAGAAUGAAUUCGAUACUUCUGAUCACCAACAUUGCAACUGUAGACCAAAUACUGAAAGUCUUUUAGUAUCUCCUACAUUGAUUGGUUGUACAAAUUUAUAUGAUCAAAAUACUGAGAGUUGUUUAACUACUCAUGAUCCAUCAGUCAUAUCGAUAGAAAAUGAGAAAAGAAAAACUGAUACUUCAGUCAGAUUGGAACUAACACACAAAAAUAAUGGUGAUUCAUAUUUAUUCAAAAAUAAACCUGAUACCAAGGAAAUUGAACAAUCUAAAUCCCCGUUAACUGAUACAUCAUAUCAAAUGGCAUAUUUGAAUAAUCCUCUCAUUGAUAUCAAACACCAUGUAUAUAAAAAAGGGAUACAAAUGAAAGAAUCGUCAGUAAACAAUCUGAUGAAUACUUCUAAUCAAUACAGUGAAAUUGAUUUAUUGAAAAACAAUUUUCUCAAUCAAUCAGAACAUGUUUAUCAUCAGAGUAAUGAUGAGAAUCUUGAUAAAAAUAUUUAUAAUCAUCAAUAUCAUGAUAAACAUAAUCGUCAACAUAAUCUUCCUGAGCACGCAAAACAUCCACAAGUAUAUAGAGUAGAAAAUGUUCAUGUUUUACGCAAAAUCCCCAUGAUGAAUCAGUAUAAUGAUCUGAAUAAGAAAUCAUCUGACUGUAAGAGAAUUAAUAACGAUAUUCAUGAUCAAGUAAACUUAUUACCUGAUAUAUUCAAUUCUGAAAGAUUGACAAGUGACUCAUUAAUCACUAAUAAAAACUGUUUAGAAUCUAGAGGAGAACAGCAAGCAAUGUCAAUAAAUAUGGCUCGUGAAACUGACUUACAUGGAAGCAAAAUUAUUACUGUAAAGAAUAAAUCACAGAGAAGAAGACGUUGUUGUCGAUCACUACCAUGUCUAUUAUUGUUAUUACCUCUUAUAUUUCUUUUAUUAUCAUUAUUUUGUAUAUUUAUUCUACCCGACUGUCCUUUAUUCCUAUCCUGGUUCAUGUGUAAUGAAAAACAUCCGAUUGGUGAAUGGAUUUACAGUCCAAUUGUAUUUCAUGAACAUAAUCCGCCAUUUUAA
Schistosoma intercalatum is the source of this 13673-nucleotide messenger RNA. The record is from the annotation of a GenBank genome assembly. NCBI's taxonomy places the organism in Eukaryota, Metazoa, Platyhelminthes, Trematoda, Strigeidida, Schistosomatidae.